AUGAGAGCUGACGUCUACAUUGAGACCCUCACCAGUGUCAGUUAUUCUCAAUCGCUCACUAAGAUGGAGAGGCCAAGACUUGCUCUCAUCGUGCUUAUGUUUUUACUGUUCCAUCAGACAAGAAUCUAUGGAGAAGAAGUGGAGAUGAAAGUCAGACCAGGAGACAACAUCACUCUCUACUGUGAUCGCUCUUUAACUUACGGUUCCCUCAUUUUAUGGAUAAGAAACUGCUCUCAUGAAAAUCAACCGUCUCUCAUAAUAGAUUUUACGAAAUGGGAACUGAAGAUAUUUCAGCGUUUCAGCUCUAUCUACAACCGCUACAACAACUCUUAUGAUCUACAUAUUACUAAUACUAGUGUCUCUGAUCUGGGACUGUACUACUGUGCAGAACAAGAGAAUAAGGUAAAUAAAGAUGAAAAAGGCAUCAUCUCCUCAUCAAAUGUGUACUAUUAUGGAAACCGAACAACUCGUCUCUCUCUGGAAUGUAAGGAAACACUUCUGCUAUGUGUGUCCGGUUGUGUGCUCUGCUGGGCGCUUCUUUUCAGUGUUUGUCCGGUGUGUGUUCUCCUCUUCUCCAUCUGUGUGUUCUGCUUCUGUUUUAAGAAAACUACAGAUGCUGUGAGAGAUCAAAAAGACAAGUUAAAAGGUAGAAAUACCGCUGAGUGCAUGGAUGAAGAGGUGUGUUAUGCAUCUUUAGACGUGAUCACCAAGAGACAAAAACAACGCAAGACAAAGCGAGUGCAGAGUUCUGACUUCAGUACUUAUGCUCAGACUGGUGCAUGUUAG
This is a messenger RNA of Sinocyclocheilus grahami, 786 nucleotides long. RefSeq lists its product as uncharacterized. The record is from RefSeq and is a predicted model, not a curated record. The transcript is spliced from 6 exons. Gene Ontology annotation, biological process: response to bacterium. Bases 1 to 786 code for a protein of 261 amino acids. Lineage: Eukaryota; Metazoa; Chordata; Actinopteri; Cypriniformes; Cyprinidae.